ACAUAAACAUGAGGAUACCGUCUCAUUAGGGUUACACCGCUCCAACUUUGUGUAACUCUUACCUACCCACGAGAGUCAACGCAUCACCUCACCCGUGCCAGUCGGACCUGUAUGGCCCCAUCGAUCGCCAUGUCAGCUCUGACUGCUGCCCUGAAAACUGAAGAUCUUCCUCCACGCGCGGUUCUCGUCAGCAGAGGCGACAUGCAGACCAGUCUGAGCCCCACAGAGGACACUGUGAAGCCCAAAGUUGCUAUUUUGCCCUUCAGUGUGGAGGCGCUGAUGGCUGAUAGGAAACCUAACAGAGAGGUACCAUCCGCGGAUGGCACCACGUCAGUUCCCGGGACGUCCCAAGCCCUGGGGAAGAGCGCGAGAAUGGGCUCGUUCGGUAGUCUGGAUACUUCGGUUCCAGCUUUAGCCAUGGGCUCGUCGUUCUCAGUGGGGGACAUCAUGAACAUGCCUGAAGACGUGUUGAUUAAACCCGAGAGUCCGGACAGUAAAGACAGGACCGCGUGGAUGCAGAGCCCUCGGUUUUCUCCAACACCUCCACGUAAGUUUGGCUUCUUCACUAUUAAACCCCUAGAAUGUGAGAGAUAAGUGUUCUCACGAGGGUUUUCUCUUAAAAGUUUUAUUUCCACUAGUGUGGUUAGGGUUUCUUUCCCUUGAGAGCCGUUUGAAAACGUUUUCAUGAAGUGGUGUGGGUCUGGCAUUACGCAUGCGAUCCGAAUGUCUAAAUACGAGUGUCUGUCCUCUCACAGGCAGAUUGAGCCCCCCAGCCUGUCCUCUAAGAAAACACAAGACAAACAGGAAACCCCGGACCCCCUUUACAACGUCCCAGCUGCUGGCUCUGGAGAGAAAGUUCCGUCAAAAGCAGUACCUCUCCAUCGCCGAGCGCGCGGAGUUCUCCAGCUCCCUCAACCUGACGGAGACUCAGGUCAAGAUCUGGUUUCAGAACAGGAGGGCCAAAGCCAAGCGGCUGCAGGAGGCAGAACUUGAAAAACUGAAAAUGGCAGCUAAGCCCAUGUUGCCUCCAGCUUUCGGGAUUUCCUUUCCCCUCGGUGCGCACGUGCCCGCGUCUUACGCGGGGUCGCAUCCUUUCCAGAGACACUCACUGCCGGUUUCCCCCGUGGGACUGUACGCGGCUCACGUCGGAUACAGUAUGUACCACCUCGCCUGACAAGGGCCCAGGACCGGGGGCACGUGCAGUUAGACACGAGGGCUUUUUUCAGACUACUUUCUGAGGGGUCCUAGGUGAAAGGUGAUGUGACUUUUUAUUAAAUAAAGAGGCAUCCUGGUGGUGAGCUCAGUGUCACAUCUUUUCAGGGGCCAAGACCUUCAAACAGAUCCCCUGCUGAGGACCCUGAAGUAUAUCCACCUCCCCUGACCUCGCCAACAAGUUCACACACUGCAAAAAUAAUCCAACCAUAGAACUCAGUCCAUCUAUAGAGUCUUGACUCCUUUUUGUCGGAGGACUUUGAAAUAAUAAUCACUCAAGAACUUGUCGGUGCCAUAAAACUGAAAUCACCCAGAGUGUGUGAAUAAAUAACUUGAAGGUGGCCAUGUUUGUAGCGCAGGGACAGAAAAAUACCGGGAGGCCUUUUUUUUUCUCCACAAAAACAUAAUGGACCUUCGGCUACCAGAGUGUCAACAGUCUUCAACCUUCAUGGCUGCAUCAAGCAGGUAAAAAAAAGGCUGUCAUACCAAUGUUACAGCUGUAAAUCAGACUCUUGCUCAGCUUGACAUUUUGGUUGUGCUGCUUUUUUUUGCGAGAGCGCACACUUUCCAUUUCUUUUGCAUACAAAUCAAAGCGCUCCCAGUGUGGGUAACUGAAUCCAAUGUCAUUUAAUGCUCUUUGUGAAUUUGGAGAACCACAGCAUUUGUUUUUUUUUUAUAACAGCACUGUCUGUUGUUGGAAUGAUUCCCUUCGGAAGGGAUAUGUGUACUGUAAAAUAAUGUAUAUUUGAAGAAUAUACUCAUUUAUAUUAUGAAUAUAUUUGUGACAUAACUUAAUAAAUUGAUUAUUCUUUUUUCAUGAA
Xyrichtys novacula (pearly razorfish) is the source of this 2033-nucleotide messenger RNA. Lineage: Eukaryota; Metazoa; Chordata; Actinopteri; Labriformes; Labridae. The record is from the annotation of a GenBank genome assembly.